GUGAAAAAUGGUUGAAGCUGAUGUGACGAUGACACCAGAAAGGAGAGGCGGAUCCGCGAGCUACAGAGGACCACACACAAGACCCCUUCUGCCAGGGGAGAGAGAGAGAGAGGCCAAGGAACAGAGAGACGGACAGAGGAGAAGAAAAAGAAGACGUCUUGGAAGACACCCCCCUCAUACACGCACGCACACACACACACACACACACACACACACACACACACACACACACACACACACACACAUAAACAGUCAUACAUACACACCUCCCCUUUCCCAGCCAUCAGCAAGCUAUUUUUUUUACACCCCACAAGUACCCUACCAUAGAAAAAAAACUUUUUUCUUCCUCAUUGGAAAAAAGAAAAUCCCUCCUAAGAAACUCCAACAAAUCAGUCAGAGAGCCCUCACGACGCAGAAGAAGAUGGCCCAGAAGUCGCCGAAAGUGGUGGCGUCUAAGUUCUUAGGAGCUUUCUGGAAGCCGUUUCCUUUCAUCACAACACCAGACAAUAAGAAGAAAUCUUUCGGUCAGAUUGCAGCGGACCACUGGAGAGACACCGUCACGUGACCCCCGGUACCAAAUGGUCUUCCGGCAGUGGCUCUCAACAAGGACCGGAGCACAAGAAGACGCCGCCACUUCUCUCAGAAAUGCAGAAGACAACAUACUACGACAACUCCUCUGCGCUUUUUGGUGGCUACUCGUCCUACCAGGUGCAGGGGGCGGCAGCGGCAGCAGCAGCUGCCAACGGCUUUGGGGGCUACGAUGCACCGGUCCCAGUGUCCCACCAUCAGCCGGCCUUCCAGUCAGCGACCCAUCUGGAUGUGGAUUCGUACCAACGCUCGGCCUGCUCUUUACAGUCACUGGGCAGUAACAGUGGCCACCAGCAGCAGCAGCAGCUAGCCAAGACCAAGGAGCUGAAUGGCAGCUGCAUGCGGCCCAGUCUGCCGCCUGAGCACCACCCUGGCUCCCAGGUGUCCCCCCCACUGCCCCCAAACCCCAGCAACGGCAAUACUGGGGCUCAGCAGCCGGGGGGCAGUGCUGGGGCCUCCUCAGCCUCUAAAUCAGGCCCCAAUAAGUUGUCUAAUUCUUCCUCCUCCACAUCGUCCUCCACAUCGUCCUCCUCCUCCUCACUGCCCCCCAACCCGACGAUGGCCAAGCAGAUCUUUCCCUGGAUGAAAGAGUGUCGACAGGCGACCAAGCAGAAAAACUGUUCCCCCAGCAACAACUCUGGCAACGCGUCAGGAGGAGCUGAGAGUGGCAGCAGCGGGGAGAAGAGUCCUACGGGCGGGUCAUCAGCGUCGUCCAAGCGGGCCCGUACGGCGUACACCAGCGCCCAGCUGGUGGAGCUGGAGAAGGAGUUCCACUUCAACAGGUACCUGUGCCGGCCGCGGCGCGUGGAGAUGGCCAACCUGCUCAAUCUGUCCGAACGCCAGAUCAAGAUCUGGUUCCAGAACCGACGCAUGAAAUACAAGAAGGACCAGAAGUCCAAGGGCCUGAGCUCCAGUUCUGGAGGGCCCUCACCGACCGGCUCCCCACCCCUGACCAUGCAGUCCUCCGCCAGCUUCCUCAACUCAAUGCACCCCAUGGGAGGGGGAGGUGGGGGAGGUGGAGGAGGCUACGACGUCCCCUCUCCGCCAUCCUUUGGCAAGCCCCACCAGGGAGUGUCUUACUCCAUGUCCACUGCCUACUCCAAUGUCCCCAUGAAGGGCUGCCCCCCCCAACAGAAGUAUGGCGCCCCAGACCAGGACUACGGCGACCCCCAUCCUCACCACGGCCUUGUGCAGGCCAACAACGCUGGCUACGGGACUCCCACCAGUAUGCAGGCCAGUCCAGUCUACGUGGGGGGUGGCAGCUAUGUGGAACCCAUGCCUGGCUCGGGGCCCUCCAUGUACGGGCUAAACCACCUCGGCCCCACGCCAACCCACCAUCAAACCAUGGACUACAAUGGCGCGGGGCCUAUGUCGGCCACCAACCAGCACCACGUGGGCGGAGGGGGCCCCCCGGGUCCCUGUGACCCGCCCACCCACCCGACGUACACCGAGCUGUCGGCGCACCACACCUCGACUCAGGGCAGAAUCCAGGAAGCACCCAAGCUCACUCACCUGUAGCAGGUUUGGAACAAAAUGACAACGUAGGAAAUAGCGAAGACAACACAGAACAUGUAAGACGACGCGACUCACUAACAGACUAACUAACACGUGGGGACUCUACUGCUGCAGCGGGACGGCAGGAGAGACCAAAGGAGACAGACAGGAGCCAUCCAGUCGUUUGUCCCGUGCUCUACGGCCACAAAGGGGAGCAAUCAGCGUUUGGUUUUGCCCAACCCACCCCUGUUUCACUGCCUUCUGAUUAGGGCUAGAGCUUUUACUGUUACCUUUAAAGUGCAGGUAAUUUAAUUUAAAAAUGAGAAAGGUUGUGCCGAUUAUCAAGUAGCAGCGACGAACCAUUCAUGUUGCCAAAAGAGACAAUUAAAGGCACAUCUCUGCUAAGUAGUGAAAUCAAUGGUAGUUGCAAAAACAUUUCCAAGGAUUUUUUUUAAGCCGAGACCAAACUUACUAACUUACUCUCUGCUGCUGAAACCUUACAUCAUACAGGAAAUGAGGAAACCAAACUUUUAAACCAUUUAUCAAUGCAUUAUCAUUUAGUUUUGACGAAAAAAUUGUUAAUUUAACUUACACAUUUAAAAGUGCAUAAUGUUUUAUUAUACAUUAUCAGUGAUUGAGUUUUCAUUUUAGAACUCUUGGUUUCUUUUACCCAUGUUUACACAUUUAACAUCGACCUUUUUAGAGCAAUUUACACUCUUAAGAGUCCCGGGCCAGUGAAGCAUAUUGUAAGCGUGGGAGAAGAAGUGUCCAGUCAAUUGUCUCCCAUGUCCCCCUGGGGACAAUAAAUGUCAGGAAGCUCGUCUUGUGGCACUGGUGCAGAGACAUAUUGGCAGCUGUAUGGCAUAACAGGAUCUAUGGUGAGAGCGCCAUUGUUUAGUCAGUAUUCAUUAGACUGGUAAUCUACUUUACAAUCAGAAAACUGCAAUACCGACGACUGUACUCAAACAAAGCAGAAGUCAGUAUAUCAUUAAAAAAAAUUCUCAGAAUGCCCCCCAAAAAAACCCUAAUAUGAAAGAACAAUCUAUAGGUUACUCAGCAAAAUAAUUUCAAAACAAUUUUUGCGUGGGCGGAGCACAUUGCAGCAGUAGCUCAGCUAGCAUGGUGUUAGAGCUAGGACGGGGUGUAAAAUUGUACUUUGAAAAUAAAAUAUUCCCCCUUAAGACACACAUAUACAAACAGCUCUCCCGCCCGCUAAAUGAAAUUGUUGAGAUUUGAAUGGGCAGUUAACGAGGUGGUUAGAUUUAUGGCACUGAGCUCUCUCCCCCUCUAGGCAACACAUGUUGUUGUCAGCCGAGCUGAGCUAUGUGGAGGCCUCUGCCUCUCCAUCAGCAGGAGAGAGAGAGAGAGAGAACACAAAUAUAUGGCUCGAGCUGGCAGUACUCGUCCUUCCUCUGUUCCUCCUCUGUUCCACGAAGCACAUAAAAACCACUGGAUGCUCUCCCCUCCGCUGUCUCUUUUUGUCUCCUGCCGUACCCGUCUCUGUCGGUCCAGACUGAAUCACUACUAACCCUCCGUCUCUUGUCUGUGGCAGCAGCACAUGGCUUCUGAAGGAGGCAAAAAUCCCCACAAUCCGCCACAGACCCCCCCCCCCACCCCCCUCUCUAUCUCACACACACACUCACAUACACACGCACAUAUACAUCCAUCACCCCACUCACCACCCCUCCCAUCAAUCUAACAGGGUUUAAGAAGCUACAAGCUCAAAGGCUAAACUAGCUCCCAUAGACAUGCAUCUGUGCUAAGCUACGCUAGUUCAUCACAGCCUCCACACACACACACACACACACACACACACACACACACUCACUCACACAGCAAUGCUAAGCUAGCUUCCUUUCGUUGACACAUCCACAGCCAGGUUACGCCAGCUGUUGACAUCUUUAAACAAACACAAUGAGAGGACAUGGAAGAGACAUUUUAAUGUUCUUAUUUUUAGCACAUCAUCGACACAGGGUAAAUAAUGAGAGUGAAGAACACAAUUUAUUUAUGUUUGGGUAAGUUAUUACCCUCUUCUCUCUCUCUCUCUCUCUCUCUCUCUCUCUCUCUCUCUCUCUCUCUCUCUCUCUCUCUAUCACUUUGGAAGGGUUCACUUGCAUUAGCGGACACCAAUGCGAAGAAGUCCACAUUUUAUAUUGUUUUCUUUUGUUCUCACAUAUCUUGACUUUUAACGUGGAUACAGGGUAUAUAUUUGAACAAAAAUGCAUGUCCCAGAAAUCGGAGAGGAUGUGUAUCACACAUUUUUAAAACAACUAGAUUGAUUUGUUUAAACGGUCAGUGAGUGGAGUUUUGGGACAACACACACGUCAGGCUGCAGUGUUCAAGCUGUGUGGGGUUGACCCCCCC
Messenger RNA from Perca flavescens (yellow perch), 4446 nucleotides. It is a transcript of the gene hoxb3a, whose product is annotated as homeobox B3a. Gene Ontology annotation, molecular function: RNA polymerase II cis-regulatory region sequence-specific DNA binding; DNA-binding transcription factor activity, RNA polymerase II-specific. Gene Ontology annotation, cellular component: nucleus. Gene Ontology annotation, biological process: anterior/posterior pattern specification; regulation of transcription by RNA polymerase II; embryonic skeletal system morphogenesis. Lineage: Eukaryota; Metazoa; Chordata; Actinopteri; Perciformes; Percidae. Bases 646 to 2106 code for a protein of 486 amino acids. The transcript is spliced from 5 exons. The record is from RefSeq and is a predicted model, not a curated record.